GUAUUGAGGACACUAGCAUCACAUUUGGACCUGUUGAAGCUAGUGGCAGGCCAACACUCAAUCUAGAAAGACGUUUGGAUCAUGAUGGACAUCCUCUUGCCAUCACUGCAGCCGAUACAGUUGCAGCAAGUGGAGUUUCCCCUUGGAAUUGGAGAGAGACCCCAGGAAAUGGUGAGCAGUGUAACUCAUAUGAUGGGAGGGUUAUAACUGUCAAGUGGGGAGAUUACACAAAAAGAAUUGGUAUUGACGGCACUGCAGAUGCCAUCAAGGAAGCAAUCAAGUCGGCUUUUAGAUUGAGAACAAAGCGUGCAUUUUGGUUAGAAGAUGACGAUAAUAUAGUUCGGACUCUUGACCGGGACAUGCCUUUGGGAAAUUAUACUCGUCACCUUGAUGAAGGGUUGACGAUAAAAGUGUGCCUGUACGAGGAGUCAGAACACAUGCCAGUCCACACAGAAGACAAGACCUUCUACACUGAAGAUGAUUUCCAGGACUUUAUCUCGCGCCGGGGUUGGACAUUUCUCAGAGAGUAUACCGGGUACAGGAACAUUGAUAGCAUGGAUGAUCUUUGUCCUGGCGCAAUAUACCGUGGUGUAAGUUGAAGCCAGGAAAAGGAUGCUUGUUCAGCUUCUGACGUGAAACAUUUGGGAAGUAGACUUGAUGUAAUUUUAGAUUUUAGAUUUUAUUAUUAUUUUAUUUUUUUUUAGGAUUUGGGUGAAUUUUAUAAUUUAAAUAUGCUUUUA
Molecule: messenger RNA, 740 nt
Organism: Camellia sinensis
Lineage: Eukaryota; Viridiplantae; Streptophyta; Magnoliopsida; Ericales; Theaceae
Source: RefSeq, a predicted model, not a curated record